AUGGAUCGCGAUACGAAACUCCACGACGAAAGCGAGGCCACGGCCCCCAAUGUCAAUAAGACACGAUCGGCCGACCAACACGAUGUAGCCAUCAACGCGUCUGGCCACGUCCAAGAACUUGAGCGCAACUUCAAUCUACUCUCACUCGCCGGUGUUGGGUUGGUAGUCGGCAAUGUCUGGCCAGCUAUCGGCGGCUCAAUCCUCGUCGCCAUCUUCAACGGCGGUCCCCCGGGCGUCCUAUACGAGUUCAUCGCCGUGUCCGUCUGCUACUGGACCGUCACGGCCAGCAUUGCCGAGCUAGCAAGCGCCAUCCCUUCGUCUGCCGGAGUGUACCACUGGGCCUCCGUCACACCCGGCCGCCGAUGGGGCCGCGUCAUGUACGCGCUCAACCACACGGGUUUCGAGGCCAAGCCCUGGCACGUCUUCAUCGUCUACAUCAUCGCGACAUGGCUUGCAUGCGCCAUUGUCUGCCUGGCUAAUAGUGCUAUGCCGCGGAUUAACGAUUUUGGUGUCUUUGCGAUUGUAGCAGGUUUCCUCAUCACCGUCAUCACUGUAGCCGUCAUGCCCGGUCGAGACGGACGGCCGCCGCAUGCAUCAUCCUCCUUUGUUUGGACCGAGUGGACCGCCGACAUCGGAUAUCCGAACGGCUUUGUCUUUGUGGCCGGAACGUUAAACGGAGCUUUCAGUGUCGGUGCCGUCGAUGCUACGACCCAUCUAGCGGAAGAGAUCCCGAACCCGCAGCGUAACGUCCCCAUUGCUCUCGGCCUCCAGCUGGGCAUUGGCUUCAUCACCGGGUUCUGUUAUUUGGUCACCAUCAUGUACGCGAUCAACGACUAUGAUGCCCUCUUUGAAUCUCCGUAUCCCAUCGCCGAAAUCUACCGUCAGGCCACCGGCUCCGCUGCUGGUGCGACUGGGCUGCUCGCCCUCAUACUCAUAUGCAUCGGUUUGACGCUCAUGGGUCUAUACAUCACCUGCGGUCGAACACUAUGGGCCCUUGCCCGUGACGGCGCAAGUCCCCGUCCCUCCCUUCUCGGACAUGUAAGCCCAAGGCUGGGCAUGCCCAUGUGGUCUACAGUCUUGUCAGCCAUCCUAGUCACGGUUCUUGGAGCAAUCUAUGUCGGUAGCACGACAGCUUUCAACGCUUUUGUCGGGAGCUUCAUUCUUCUCUCGAGUAGCUCCUAUCUCGCUGCCAUACUACCUAACCUCCUUUCAGGGCGGAAGAUGGUCGCGUACGGACCCUUCCACAUGCGUGGAUGGAUUGGGUUCGCCAUUAACGGCAUCGCAUGUUCCUACAUGUUGGUGUGGUUCGUCAUCUACUGCUUCCCUUUCGCUCUGCCGACCAAUGCCCAGUCGAUGAACUACGCAUGCUUGAUAUGGGGCGGCUUCACCGUUUUUGUUGGUCUAUGGUGGUUGCUGGGGGCAAGAAAGGGGUAUGAGGGUCCGACAACGACGGGAGGUGCCGUGAUAGAGGCAACAUCUCACCACCAUGCGGCCUAA
Messenger RNA from Colletotrichum lupini, 1497 nucleotides. Its product is annotated as amino acid permease. Gene Ontology annotation, biological process: amino acid transport; transmembrane transport. The record is from RefSeq and is a predicted model, not a curated record. The transcript has 2 exons. The coding region runs from base 1 to 1497 and encodes 498 amino acids. Gene Ontology annotation, molecular function: transmembrane transporter activity. Gene Ontology annotation, cellular component: membrane. NCBI's taxonomy places the organism in Eukaryota, Fungi, Ascomycota, Sordariomycetes, Glomerellales, Glomerellaceae.